AUGGAUAAAUACUAAAUAUCUUCAACAGGACGAUUUUUAUAUGAAAAACAUGAACAGAAUUUCAGAUUAUCAAAAUUUAGUGGUCUUUACUUAUUUCCUGUAAUAAUUAUUUUGAAAAUUGCAUUUUUUAGUAAUUAUAUUACAAUUGUAAGUGUUGUAAUAGCAUCAUAUUUUUAUUAUAGAAACAAGCAUAAAUGGAGAUUUUUGAUCCAAACUAUAUUAUAUAUGGCAUAAUAAAUUGAAACAAAAAAGGAUUGUGUUUAUUCACAUAUUUUUACCUGCAUUAAUAAUUUGAUAUUAGUGCCUUAUUGGCCAAUGCAAGUGAUAUUUUAAAUUGGAAUCAUAAGAUAAUUGAAUCAUAUUUAUAUAUUUUUUUUUUUUGCUGCACUUUUGAGAGCUAUUGAAAUCCUAAAAAGAUUUCUCUAUUCAAAAAUAUGUAGCAUCAACUCUCAUUAAUAAGAACAAGAUAGUAUUUUUCUUAAUCUUCCUCAUCACAUCCUAUAUUUAGAUGAAAAUUUUAAUGAAUUAUUUUCAAAUAAGUCAUUGAAGUUUAAUCAAGAAUAGAAAAAUUUAAUAAAAGAUUAUAUAAAAAGAAAAUAUUAUGGAAUAAUAUAAUUAGAGAAUUAAAAUAAAGAAAGUAUUGAAUAUUAUAUAAAACCAUGGUCAGGAAAUUUUAUUUUAGUUCAAUCAUAUUUCCAAAGUGAAGAAAAUUAUUUUUUUUAAUUGAUGUAUGAAUAAAUAAACAAGUUAUAUGUGCAAUUAAAUUAGGAUUAUACUAAAUGGAAUAAUUUAAGAGCCUUUAAAAUGAUAAAGGAAUCUGAUUUAAGUGUUUUAGGAUAAUGUUUAUCAGAAUGUUUACACUUAGAACAUUAAGUAAAAUCUUUAAUAAAAAAUUUACAAAAUGAAAUAUCUUAAUUUUAUUUAAAAGUUACCAUUUGCAAUAUUAUAGAAUCAAUGGUUCUUAAGUUGUAUGAUCAUUUUAAUAUUAUUAAUUUAAACUUUGAAAGUGGCAUUCCUGAAAUAGUAGCAGGAGAUAAGAAACUUUUGAUAUUUAUAUUUUAGACUCUACUAACAUCAACAUAAUUUUGUGAUAAAUAAAAAGGUUAAAUGUCUAUCAAAUGUAUAAUUUCACAAAUAAAUUCAGAGAAAGCAGGUUAUGAACUUGAAUUUACUUUUAAUUUUACCUGUACCCCUUCAGUUAUAAAAUUAUAUUCAUAAGUUUUUGGAGUAAAUGAAACUAAAUUAACUCCUAAUGAAGAGUGGCUUAUUCAUUGUUUAAAAUAAUGUAAAUAAUUAAUGAAACAGAAUUAGAAUGAAUUUAAUUUUUAAACAGAUGGUGAUAGUGUUAUAAUUAUAUUCACAUUCUUAAGUUUGAUAUCUAGUAAUAAAUUAGAAUAAAUAUCACAAUUUACAGAUCUUACAUUUUCAAGAAGUGUAUUAGAUGAUUGUCAUUAUUAAUGGAAAGAAAAGGUUCAAAUUCUACCAACAAAAUUUAUUUUAGAUUCAUAAUCUAGAAAGAGUUUACCAACAUCUAAUGAAUAAAAAAAAGAAUCAUCUUAUUCAAGAGCAUCUGUUGUUUUUCCUGAAAUUCGAGAUGAAUUAAUUAUUAUUUUAGAAACUGCAUUAGAAGAUGCAAAAGAUAAAGGCCUUUUAGAUAAAGUUCAUUUUGAUGAUCAAGAUAAUAAUGUUAAAUGUGCAAUAAGUGUAAUAAUUUGAAAAUAUAUUAGGAAUAUGCAGACAGCAUAGCAAAUUCACCUCCAGCUUUUAUUACACCAUAAGUUAGAGCAAGAAAAUUGUAAGAUUUGGCUAAAGAAAAAUUUAAGAAUCUUUUGAAAGAAGCUAAAAAACCUAAAAAAAAAAAGAGGCUUUCUAAAAGGGAUUAUAGAGUAAUAUUUCCAAGAAGAAAUGAUACAACUUGCGAUCCUUAGAAUGGUCCUUGUUAGUUCAAUUUCCAUAACUCAAUCUUAAGUAAUAGAAGUAAUCGAGCUUUUAUCAAAUGGACUCAUAGAUGCAACGUAACUUAACCUCCUAAAACAGUUCAUGAAAUUUUAUGUUAUAUUCCAGAUAUUAAAUUAUCAAAAGACAUUAUUAAAAAUUUUGGAAAUUCAACUUACGAUAAAAUAGAGAUUAAAGAUCCUAUAAUUGUAUUAGACAUAGCUGAUGUUAUAAGACUUUAUAAAUAAUAUUUAUAGCAAGGUAAAUAAUUCUAUUACAUUAUGUUAUUUGUCAAAAAACCUUAAGAAAUUGCUGAUUUUGCUGAUAUCGUUCAAAAAAAUGAAUAAGAUUUGCUUUAAAAAAAUCAAAAAUAUUAAUAAACAUAUUUAAUAGGAAUUACUGAACAAGCAUUGAAACCUUCUCUCUACGCUUACUUAAAAUAUAUAAUUCCAUUUGGUUAAUGGAGCACUGAUAUAAAAUAAAUUAAAGCAUUAAUUGCAAAACAAAGAGAAAUUAAUUGA
This is a messenger RNA of Paramecium sonneborni, 2456 nucleotides long. The record is from the annotation of a GenBank genome assembly. NCBI's taxonomy places the organism in Eukaryota, Ciliophora, Oligohymenophorea, Peniculida, Parameciidae.